Carassius gibelio (silver crucian carp) is the source of this 2653-nucleotide messenger RNA. Its product is annotated as histone H2B. The record is from RefSeq and is a predicted model, not a curated record. The transcript has a single exon. The coding region runs from base 154 to 528 and encodes 124 amino acids. Lineage: Eukaryota; Metazoa; Chordata; Actinopteri; Cypriniformes; Cyprinidae. Gene Ontology annotation, cellular component: nucleosome. Gene Ontology annotation, molecular function: DNA binding; protein heterodimerization activity; structural constituent of chromatin.
CCAAUUAAACACGAGUUCCUUGGUUUGACCAAUGAAAACAAGCCAUCAGACGCUUCCCUGUCUCUCUGAUAAUUAGCAUAGACCAGUCAAUAAAUCCCUCUGUCUCGCUCUUUCUCAUCAUUGUCUCGUGAGGUUUUGAUCUCCAGCAGCAUCAUGCCUGAACCAGCGAAGUCUGCGCCGAAGAAAGGCUCCAAGAAGGCCGUCACUAAGACCGCCGCGAAAGGCGGAAAGAAGCGCAGGAAGUCCAGGAAGGAGAGUUACGCCAUCUACGUGUACAAAGUGCUGAAGCAGGUUCAUCCUGACACCGGGAUCUCUUCGAAGGCGAUGGGCAUCAUGAACUCUUUCGUCAACGACAUCUUUGAGCGCAUCGCCGGUGAGUCGUCUCGUCUCGCUCACUACAACAAGCGCUCCACUAUCACUUCCCGAGAGAUCCAGACCGCCGUGCGUCUGCUGCUGCCCGGGGAGCUGGCCAAACACGCCGUGUCUGAGGGCACCAAGGCCGUCACCAAGUACACCAGCUCCAAGUAGAGCUCCGCUGCAGCUCCACACACAAAGGCUCUUUUAAGAGCCGCCAUAUUCUCGGUUAAAGAGUCUUAAUCUGUUGAGAAUCUUGAUUAAUAUAUCUCUUGGUUUGUGCUCUGUGGGUUUGAUAUUAGUGAUGGAAAACUAGAUCUUGUUCUUUCCGCGAACCGUUACUUUCGGACAAUUCGACUUAAUAAAACGGUUCACCGGUUCUUUUACGCUCGACGUGAUGUAAUCGCGUCAAGUCUAUCAAAUAUAUAAAAUCAGUAAUUAUAGCUUAGUUAAAAAUUUCAGAAUCAUGAAAAGUCUACAAUUAAGUUUUGCAAACAACGCACCCAAAUACAGUAACCGCAAUAAUGUGCAUAAGAAGACUUUAGUCUUGAAUAUAUGAAAUAAAUUAGGAAAACCAUGAUCCACUAGAUUACACUCAUCUAUUCCGACGUAUUUGUUAUUAAAUUAAUUCACCUUACGCCAGAUUGCCCUUGAUUCAUACUUCGGUUUACCUGGGCUCCAAUAUUAGCACAGAAUCAGUUCGGUUCAGACGCUGUCAGCCUCAUCUUCAGAAACACAGACACAGCCAAUGAUAACAUCAGACUGAUGGCUGUCAAAGCCAAACUGGGUCUCCUCGAUGUGAGUAAGUUAUGUGAGAAACACUUGAGUUGAGAUAUGUAGACUAACUAACGUUAGCUAGCUAUGAUUUCAGUACUUGCGAUGGUCCGCCGAUUACAACAGGAAAAUGCUGCACAGUGCUGGCAUCUUAGCUUACUGCUACACAACGAAACUGGGAGUACGACCGGUUCAAGAUGGCGGCCGCAAAUCUCAUCGCCCAGCGGCCAAUAGGGCGUCUACCUAUUGAGAAUGAGAAGUUGUCGUCAUAGCACAAAGCCCCUCCCUCGAUAUCACGGUCUCCGCCAUGUUGGCAUCAGAAUGAGCUUUAUUGCCAGGUAUGUUUACGCAUACGAGGAAUUUGUUUUCGUGACAGAAGCUCCGCAGUAAAACAGAAUGACAGCGACAGCGAAGGAUACCGGCGGCGAAACAGGAUUGUUUAAAUGUGUUGUUAAGAGGAGGUUCUCGCAGUUCUGCACUGUUUUACCAUGCCUGGAAGUUACUGCUGAGUUAAAAACUGCUCCAGUACCUCUCACGAUACAUAUGGAAAACAUAGGAACAAUGAAAUACAGUUUUUUACACCAAGCGCAAAACAGCGGUAUUUGGAGAAGCUCUCAAGCGGCACAGAGACUUGGACCAUUUACCUCCACGCACACAUAUGGACAUUGGGAAUUAUAUUGUUUUUGGUUUAAGUUACUACACAAUGCAGGAGUUUAAAAGCCACAAGUCUUUGGAAAGUUACGAGGCUUUCUGCUGCAGCUGUGCGUCUCUUCAGACGACAUCUUCAUGUUCAGUUGUAUUUCUUCAACAAUCAUAUCUUGCUGUUAAAUUUCCACUUAUCAAGCUGUUUAACACUGAAGGGGGGGGUGGAGAGUCCAUUUAAUGCUAUGGUCCUGUAGUUACUGUAGUUACACACACACAUACACACACACAGAGAGAGAGAGACACACACACAGAGAGAGAGACAGAGCGAGAGAGAGACAACCUAAACUAAAUUCAAGUAAUAAUCAUAUAAAUAAAGAGCAUCUUAAGGUUUUUAUUUGUAUUUUUUUAUUAAAUAAUGUUAAUGAAAGGUGAUGGUUAGGGUUAGCAAUCUACGGUUAAUACUUUACUUUGGUUAACAAUCAAUACUUAGUUCAGAUUGAUUGUCUUUAUGUAGGUUUUUUAUUUUAUUUUAUUGUAUUUUUUUUUUUUUUUUUUUUUUUGGCUAGUGAUUUAGUGUUUCGUCUAAAUCACAAAUUGCAUCAUGACGUUAUUGUAGAUGUCAUAUAGAUACUUAAUCAAACAGAUCAUCUCAGAAGCCUUGUCAAUAUUAAAAACAAACGGAAGUGCAGUAGUUUACAGGUUAGAGUCGCCCUCUGCCGCCAGCUGAGCCUCAUUACAACUCAGAGGUGUUUCUAGACGUUAUACAAACAAGGCCUUUCCGAAUAACAACACUUAAAUUAAAAUGAACUGAAUGGGUGCCGUCAGGAUGUCCAAAAUAAUAAAGAGCUGAUAAAACAUCACAAUAAUCCACAGCACUCCA